AACUGGACCAUUCAUAAGAACCCCACGUCAAGGUCGUAUUGAAGAUUGAAAUGCAAAAACAGUGGGUCGAUAUCAUUUCCUGAAAUCUGCAGAGAUUAACAUAGUGGGGUAGAUUAAGGUUGGCGGGGUCAGGGGUUCCACACAAGCGAGCCGUUUUCAGGCUCUCAUCUCCGAUGUUCCUCCUGCAAAGCGCUGCUCUUCCCAUCGCGAUUUUUUGAGCUCCCACGUGGGUGAACUUGCUGGUGGUUGUGUUGGAAACUUGGAGUUGGCAAGAUGGGGGUGACGUGUUGGUCCGAGGCUGAAAGGUCCCAAUCGGUUGGGUGCGCCGAAGAUUUGAGUUUAUAUAAGUGUGCUGCUGCUCUUGGCAUCAACCUGUUUUUUUUUUGGAAGGGCACCACGGUCGAUACACUCGUUUAUCAGUACUUAAAUCUUUUGGUUGGAGAGAGCAAGAGCAGUUACAAUGGCAGUCUUUCGUUCAAUCAGCCUUGCGAGUGUGACUGUGCUUCUAGCGCAGCUUAAUGGGGUGCAAGCUACGACCUUCUUGGCCCCGGAGCAGGAUAUUGUGUUGCCUGCGAGUGGCUCGGCAAGUGAGCCGUUGGAAUGGGCGGGUGCUAAUAGUCCUUACUUUGCUGGGCCCAAUAUCUACGGCAUCAGCAAUGCGGUUCCGGAUAAUUGUGUGGUUGAGCAGGUGGCGUAUAAUGUGAGACAUGGGAGUCGAUACCCAGAUGCUGGUGCCUACGCACAAUGGACUGCUCUGUAUGCAAAAAUCCAAAAUGCUACCUUCACAGCAACGGGCGAAAUGGCUUUCUUGCAAGACUGGCAGCCAGUUCUUACGAACUCGGUUGCGCAGAUGUCACAAGAGAGCACCACGGGGUACAAGGAAGCAUAUGAUUUAGGAUAUCAAGUGAGAACGAGAUACCCCAAACUUUACGCCUAUGGCACACCAUUCAUUAGUUGGGCAAACCUUUACCCUCGUGUCGUUCAGACUGCCCAAAACUUCGUUCGAGGUUUCCUUGGUCAAACUGCAACGAAUUUGGGAUUGAUCAUUUCAAUCAACUCAACGGGAUCCCCUCAAGCACUGUUCGAUUCGCUCUCGCCUAGUGAUCAAUGCCCUCUCUUUGUUGAUGGAAAUGGUGGGACUCAACAGGUGUCAUGGAACAACAUCUAUCUUCCUCCCAUUCUUGAACGUAUUCAAACCAUGAUCACUGGGGAUCUGAACUUUACCACAACCGAUGUCAACAUCAUGCCUUACCUGUGCGGUUUCGAAUCCCAAAUUACCGGAACGCUCUCUCCCUGGUGUGGAGUUUUCUCCGACGCCGAGCUCAAACAGUAUGAGUACUCGCAGGAUCUCCGAUACUACUAUGGGAUGGGACCCGGUACUGAUCUUCCUUCGAAGAUGAUGUUACCGUAUCUCAAUGCCUUGGUCGGAAUGCUGGCCCAGGGACCAGGAAUCAACGGGACCUUUGCUAAUGGAACCAGCUUCACUCUGCCAAAGAUCCUCACGUCAUUCAUGAACGAUGGUCAGAUCACGGAAUUGGGCGCUGCAACUGGAAUUUGGGACAACACUACCGUCCUCAGCGGGACCGAGAUUCCAGAAGGUUAUGAUUAUAUUUCCAGCCACUUCGUCAGCAUGCGCGGCACAGUGGCAUUCGAGCGUCUCAACUGUGUUGUUUCCCCUGCCGUCAAGGCCAGAGACCAUGUCAUCAAAGCCAGAGGGGAAGUCAAAAUUGAUGACGAGACGGUCACCAUCACCAUCUGCCCGACCCAGACUGGUCCUUUCGCCACUUACACCAAGCCUGCGAAGUCCUCAUCAACCUCCAUCAUCACGGAGACUCAGGUAUACACCAUCACCUCCUGCGCGCCUGAAAUCACCAACUGCCCAGUUGGCAAGAAGACCUCCACGGUCGUUACCUCAAAGACCGUCAUCCCUGUGGAAGAGACGUCGGCCUCGACAGCAUGGCAAUCAUGGACAACGUCCACGACACUUGUCACUGCAUCUUAUACGGUUACCUCUUGUGCACCAACGGUAACUGGCUGCUCAGUUGGAGAGCUGACUUCCACCAUAUAUGAGACGGUUACUUGGUGCCCUGUUACUGCCACUGAGACCGGCCUGGCUGCAACGAGCACUGGCGCGGGAGCUAUUGGCAAUGGAUCUGGCUCGGGAUCAUCAGGCACCGCCACACUCUCAGCAACCAGCUCUUACAACAGAGCUUGCACAAACAAGUCCAAGCCCAAGCUAUCCACAGCCCUCUCAGCAACGGGAUACAGCUCCCCAACCACAUUUGCAACAGGGAUCUACAACACAACCUCCCUCCUCUCAUCUUCUACCUCCGUACCUUAUACACACGCCACCUCAAUCCUUGCCCACAGCAGCAGCACCUCAACUUCCUCCCUUCCAAACCCCACGCCCACCUCAGGUUCCACAAACCAAACCUACAUCCGCAUCCUGAUCAACGACGCUGUCUACGUGGUUCCCUCAUGCCAAGACGGCCCUGGUCGUUCCUGCUUGAUGAGCGAGUACGUAGCGCUUGUUGAAAGCAAGGUCGCAGCGGCAGGUGAUCUGAGAACGAGAUGUAAUGUUACCAAUACAGCGAGCCCGACGGUGUUGAAGGGCGCGAGCUUCUUUACCAAUUUGGCGGAUAGUUGGUUGGCCCAGGUUGCUCCAUAAUAGGUGUAAUGGGUGAUGGGAAAGAAGGGAGAAGAGGGUGGCAUAUAAAGGGUUCAGGAUAGUUUUUAAUAGUGUAUAUAAUAUGCUUCAACUCUGCAGUACCCUACAAUCAUGACAAUGUUUCAUACAUCUUUAGUUAAUUCAGUUCCCC
Hyaloscypha bicolor E is the source of this 2819-nucleotide messenger RNA. Its product is annotated as phosphoglycerate mutase-like protein. Gene Ontology annotation, molecular function: acid phosphatase activity. The record is from RefSeq and is a predicted model, not a curated record. Bases 461 to 2668 code for a protein of 735 amino acids. The transcript has 5 exons. Lineage: Eukaryota; Fungi; Ascomycota; Leotiomycetes; Helotiales; Hyaloscyphaceae. Gene Ontology annotation, cellular component: fungal-type cell wall.